AUGACCACAAUGGAUUCGCAAAGACCAAAUGAUGUGUCGCCCGAGGCGAUGCAGGCGAGGAUCCAGCAGGCGCGUCGCGAGGCUGAGACACUAAAGGACCGAAUCAAGAGGAAGAAGGAUGAGCUCGCCGAUACCACAUUGCGCGCUGUUGCGCAGCAAGCUCACGACCCGAUCCCGAAGAACCAGCUGAUGAAGACCAAGAGGACGCUGAAGGGCCAUCUGGCCAAGAUCUACGCCAUGCAUUGGUCUACUGACCGAAGGCAUCUCGUUUCCGCCUCGCAAGACGGCAAGCUCAUCAUCUGGGAUGCUUACACCACCAACAAAGUCCACGCAAUUCCUCUUAGGUCGUCCUGGGUCAUGACUUGCGCCUACGCACCAAGCGGAAACUACGUUGCGUGCGGUGGUUUGGACAAUAUUUGCUCCAUUUACAACCUGAAUCAGAAUCGGGAUGGCCCGACUCGGGUGGCUCGUGAGUUGUCUGGCCACGCCGGCUAUCUCUCCUGUUGUCGUUUUAUCAAUGACCGGAGUAUCUUGACCUCCUCCGGAGACAUGACAUGCAUGAAGUGGGAUAUUGAGACUGGCACCAAAGUGAUCGAAUUCGCCGACCACCUUGGUGAUGUCAUGAGUAUCAGCCUGAACCCAACAAACCAGAACACCUUCAUUUCUGGUGCCUGCGAUGCCUUCGCCAAGUUGUGGGAUAUCCGAGCGGGUAAGGCGGUCCAGACUUUUGCAGGCCACGAGUCCGAUAUCAACGCCAUCCAAUUCUUCCCUGACGGUCAUUCUUUCGUAACCGGCUCCGAUGACGCUACUUGCCGAUUGUUCGAUAUUCGUGCUGACCGUGAACUCAACGUCUACGGCUCGGAAUCAAUCCUCUGCGGUAUCACCUCAGUCGCUACCUCGGUGUCUGGCCGCCUGCUAUUUGCUGGUUAUGACGAUUUCGAGUGCAAGGUUUGGGACGUGACUCGAGGUGAGAAGGUUGGUUCACUUGUCGGCCACGAGAACCGCGUCAGCUGCUUGGGCGUGAGCAACGACGGCAUAAGUCUGUGCACUGGUUCUUGGGAUUCACUGCUCAAAAUCUGGGCAUAUUAA
Messenger RNA from Phaeoacremonium minimum UCRPA7, 1089 nucleotides. RefSeq names its product putative guanine nucleotide-binding protein subunit beta protein. Gene Ontology annotation, cellular component: heterotrimeric G-protein complex; cytoplasm. NCBI's taxonomy places the organism in Eukaryota, Fungi, Ascomycota, Sordariomycetes, Togniniales, Togniniaceae. The transcript has 5 exons. The record is from RefSeq and is a predicted model, not a curated record. Gene Ontology annotation, molecular function: signaling receptor complex adaptor activity; protein binding. Gene Ontology annotation, biological process: G protein-coupled receptor signaling pathway. Bases 1 to 1089 code for a protein of 362 amino acids.